CUGACAGUAUGUCCGUGGUGUCAAACUGCUCCGAACACGAUUACAGGUUAGACGAUAGUAGAACGUUUUUAAUCGAGUAACACAGCGAUUAUGAGUCGCAAAAAGAUUAGCUCCUUGAAAGCUGUUAUUUAUAAGAUUAUAUGUAUCGGAUUUACAUAGUCCAAAGCUUUCGCCAGAAUGUUAUUGAUAUUUAGUUGAUACAAAUGUUCAGUAUUCGGUAAUCAAGUCAAGUAGAAAAUCGAAAAUGGGUAAGACUACGCGUGUUGUUGUAUGCGGAAUGAAAGGUGUAGGAAAAACGGCACUUCUAGAACAACUCAUUUAUGGAAAUGUCAACGUACAUACCGAAAUUCACCCUACAAUCGAAGAUAUUUAUGUAGCAAAUAUAGAAACAGAUAGGGGAACAAAAGAGAGAGUACGGUUCUAUGACACCGCUGGACUGGAACCGUUACAAACGAAUGCAAAUAGCCCACAACUGGGACGACAUUAUCUCGGCUUUGCUGACGGCUAUGUUCUUGUCUAUGACACAGCAAAGCCUGAAUCUCUUGACGUUUUAUUGCCACUGAAAAAGGAUAUAGACAAACACAAGGACAAGAAAGAGAUUGCAGUUGUUGUGGUUGGUAACCGAACAAAGCCUGAUGUGGAAUUGAAUAAUUUAGAGAAUACUGCUAGCAAAGCAGCAAAUUGGUGUACCCGGGAAAAAUUACGACAUUAUGAAGUUAAUGUCUUAGACAGGCCGAGCCUAUAUGAUGCCUUUAUUCACUUGUCUUCUAAACUAAAUCCACCACCCAACAAAAGCUCUUUCCCACAACUUGGUAUGGGUCGAAAAAGUGUCAAAGCUGAGGUACCUUGAAUCUCUUCUAUAUUUAAGACGGUCGUAAAAAUGAUGCAUUGUGUGUGUCUUAACUUUUUACUUAUCGAGCGUUUCAGAUCCUAAUUUCAUUGUAUUGAUCUCUCACAUAUUUUAAGCUCGUAGAUGUCCUUCUAUUCUUUCCAGGUUCACUUAUAAAAACGAAGAUAUCUCCUUUACUACUAACAAUUCACCGUACUAAAUGAUAUUUCUAUUGACUAACAUCAAAUAUGUAUUUGAUAUUCUGUGAUGGACAGAUUUCCAAAUAUCCUUCAAAAUGAGCAUUUAAUGAAUAGUAUGAAUUCUGUUUCCAAAUUUGACAAAUUCGAAGUGAGUCCUCAGAUACUUUUAAUCAAUUAGUCAAAUUUCGGAAACACCAAUGAUACAGUGAUAUAAUAUUUCCACAGUGAUACUAGGUAAUUAAAAUAAUGUAGCAUGCAAUAUGUCUGACGAAAAACAAAUCUCAGAAUUAGGAAUCACAACAACAUACACGAAUAUUUCAAACUCAUCUCAUUCAUCAAUAAGAUGAAUUACUCCGUUCGAUUAUCGCUGAUAUAAUACAAAGUGCGUGUUAGAUUACGGUAUAGAUUACAUGAAACAAUUUUAUUAACAUCAACUGCUUAAGUACUUAAUCAAGAUGUAUAACUCUCGUGUAAUCAUUCUCUCUGUUUCACACUCUCUAAGAAUUUAUUUCAACGCAGAAGGAGAAAAAACAAUAAUAAACUAUUAAAUUAUUUUUUGUGACGCUCGUUCCUUAACAUGUACUUAAAAAUCUCAAACUAAUAUUAAUACACACGAAUUUCAAGCGGCGGUAUGUGGAAAACUACGAAGAACAAGAGAAGGAUUUCCUCAAGUUUGUAUAGCUUGGGGAGCAGAGCGUAGUAACGUUCAAUUUGUAAACCCUACAUCUCUUGUAAGAAUAUCGCUUCUGUGCAUUUUCUAGUUUUCAACUUCUUCGGAUUAAUAAUCCAAUCACGUUGUACAUUUAUAUCAUGACAAAAUAUAUUAUCAAUACUAUAUUUAUCAUUAUUAUCAAUAUUAUCAUUUAUUAUUAUUAUUAUGAUUGUUAAUAAAUUUUGCACGUUGUAUCAGAUACAAUAAAAUUCAUAAAUUAUUA
Molecule: messenger RNA, 1964 nt
Organism: Athalia rosae (coleseed sawfly)
Lineage: Eukaryota; Metazoa; Arthropoda; Insecta; Hymenoptera; Athaliidae
Gene: kappaB-Ras
Product: NF-kappa-B inhibitor-interacting Ras-like protein
Exons: 3
Coding region: 245-850 (201 amino acids)
Biological process (GO): canonical NF-kappaB signal transduction
Molecular function (GO): GTP binding; GTPase activity
Source: RefSeq, a predicted model, not a curated record